AUGUUUUCUGGUGGAAAGUCAGAGCCCGGGUCUGUCCUGGCCCCCAGGGUGAACAGCAGGGGUGUGGGGACAGCACUGACUCCACACCCCCAGUGCGAGGACCGGCUCUCCCGUCUCCAAGGUAACCCCAGGGGCAGCCCCCUGCCGUCUAGACGCUCAGGGUCCCUCCCCCAGCACCUGCCCAGCUGCCGGCCACUCUCCCCACCUGCGCUCUCCCCCCACCUGCCAGCUGCUUCUCCUCCAGCUCCCCCGAUACCCUUCCUGGCCACCGCCCAGCAGAGCACCCACACAAAGCCUGGCUUUCUCCCCACUCACAUCCUUCUUUCCCGUGGCCUCGGUCUAGAACAUUCCCGGCCCUUACCUGUCCCUCUAGUCACAGGUCACAUCACCACUCCUGGAAGCCGGUUUGAAGGCCCUAGGGACUCUGCUGAACGCUCCAACACGCUACCACACGUUGUGGUCGUCCUCCCUGAGCUGCGGACCCGGUGUUGGCUCGGCGACCGUGGCAGAGAUGGGGCAUCAAAGAGACAGCAGAGUGGAAGACCAGUAGUCAAGCAGCCUGAGACCAGCACCUCCUGCGCCAGAAGCGGACAGCCAGUUGGGGACAAAGAAUCUCUGGGACACAGGACACAGGAGGCACCACCCAGCAUAAUGAAAAUUAAAACAAAAAAAUUUGGAUGCAGGAGAAACCUUGAGAUUCAUGCUUAUUAUCUGGCAUUUUAUUCUCCACAGAGCAAGUCUAAAUGCUAAGGUUCUCAUUGUAACUGUGAGGGAAGGAGACCCAACGCUUUCUAAAGAGCAUGAACCC
This is a messenger RNA of Balaenoptera ricei (Rice's whale), 808 nucleotides long. RefSeq lists its product as uncharacterized. Lineage: Eukaryota; Metazoa; Chordata; Mammalia; Artiodactyla; Balaenopteridae. The transcript is spliced from 4 exons. The record is from RefSeq and is a predicted model, not a curated record. The coding region runs from base 1 to 750 and encodes 249 amino acids.